Daucus carota subsp. sativus is the source of this 1718-nucleotide messenger RNA. RefSeq names its product mitochondrial metalloendopeptidase OMA1-like. NCBI's taxonomy places the organism in Eukaryota, Viridiplantae, Streptophyta, Magnoliopsida, Apiales, Apiaceae. Bases 168 to 1382 code for a protein of 404 amino acids. Gene Ontology annotation, molecular function: metalloendopeptidase activity. Gene Ontology annotation, cellular component: membrane. The transcript has 3 exons. The record is from RefSeq and is a predicted model, not a curated record.
UUCAGUUCGUUUUGAAGUUUUUUUCUACCGGGAGUUCGUUUACAAAUGCGCUUCUUGUGGAUGAAGUUCUUAUGAUUCGUCUCAUUUGCAAGGUUUAUAAGCUAGCUUCAGCCUUCAGGUGAGUGUAUGUUUUGAUUUAUUUCUUGAUAUUUUCAUAGUGCAAACUCAUGGGUCUGUUGAGAUUAUGUAAUCACAGUGUUAGAUUUUCUAGUGUUUUGAGGUUCCCAUGUUAUCCUCCUACAGUAACAUCACUUCAAAGGGUCACCAAUUUAGCUCGUGUCAAGAUCUGUGAUGGUCCUGAAAACUUAUUGUCUGGUUUUGAAUUAGAUCAGAAAUUUUACAACCCAUUGAGACAUUUUGUUGGAACAAGGCAAUACUCUGUUCAUAGAUUGUUGGGGUCAGGUUUUGACCAAGAACUACGCAAACCAUCGAGACAUUUUGUUGGAACAAGGUAUUACUCUGUUUCCAAGAUUCAGAAAUAUGUAUACAGGCCUCUAAUGAAAUGUUUGAGUUAUGUCACUUUUUUCACUGGGAAGUUUGAAAUCACACCUUAUACAAAUAUAACUCUUUAUGUGUUCCCUUUUGUUGAUAAAAUCUAUGGAGAGAAAAUAUUUUCGAGUUGGAAACAAGCGUGUGGAAGGGGGUUGAGACUGCCCCCGACUGACCCCCAGUGUAUUCGAGUUGAAUCUAUUGCCGCGAAGAUUCUUGAGGCAUUACAGAGGGAGACGGGUAGGCGUCACGUGUUGGCUGAUCAACAAUGGAUUAAAGAUGAUGUUGAUGGGAAGGUUAAAUUGGUGAAGAGAAGUGAAAGAAUUGAGGAGUCGACAAAUGUGCAUUUGAAGGAGGGAAUAAACUGGGAAGUUUUUGUGAUCGAUCAUCCUAUAAUUAAUGCAGGUGCUCAAGAAAUCGGGGCAAAUAUGGGAAAGAUUGUUUUGUUUACGGGCUUGUUUCAUGUUUAUAAGAGGGAUGACGAGCUAGCAAUCAUUAUUGCACAUGAGGUUGGGCAUGUUAUUUCUCGCCAUAUACAAAGACGUCAUCUUUGGCUUCCAUUUAAGAAGAUUUAUCACCGUGUGAUAAAUGGCUAUGAUUCUGAGAUGCAUUAUUAUUUGAGGUAUGAACAUGAAGCAGAUUACAUUGCAAUGCUAUUAUCUGCAUCUGCUGGAUAUGAUCCUCGAUUUGCACCUACUGCAUUGUCAAACCCGGACGAAUGCUUGGACUUGAAAUUCGUAAAGUAUAAUCAGUUACCGUUUUCUAAACUGGAAAAUUCGGAAAGAAUUGAGUUUAUGACUAAGCCAGAAGUCAUGCAAGAGGCAGUUCGUAUAUACCAAGAAAAAACAAAAGGACAGUGUGCUGAUCAAGAAUAUCUUGCAGAGAAGAAGUAGGGAAGUGUGAAGUGAUUGGAGAUCAGACUGGAGAUUUAAGUCAAAUAUAUUUGUGCGACAAACAAGUGUAGCACUGUAGAUUUUAGUUUCUAAUGUAAUUCCCUAUUUGUUGAGGCAACUCAGGUGGUAAAUUUCGAUGUUUUCCUCUUGUUCGUGUUUGAGGUGCAAUCAUAUAUGAGAUUCGCAUGAAUGACAAUUGGUUUGGAAUUUCAUCUUAGCCAUGGUAUCCCUUAUCUCCACUCUUUAUUGUGUACUUUAGCAAAUAUAGGCUCAAUUUCUUUGCCGGAAAUUAUAGGCUCAAUUUGUUUGUCGGAAAUAACUUAAAUCUGUAAUAUG